ACAAAGCUUAUCCACAUGCUGCCUUCAUCUACUUCAUUACCCAACAACCAACACAGCACACCGCCCAGCAAGAUCGACAAAAGAGGGCAUGGGCUCCGGCGACGGCACAGGGGCGGCGCUGCUCAUGGAGAUCCCCAAGGUGGACCUUCGCGGUCUGGAGCCCGACACGCCGGGGUGGGCGCGGGCCCGAGCAGCGGUGACCGCGUCCAUGACGGCUCACGGCUGCGUCGUGGUCGUGCAUGACGCGCUCGGCGCCGAGCUACGGCAGGCUCUGUUCGGCCGCGCCCUGCCCCAGCUCUUCGCCCUCCCGUUCGAGGCCAAGAAGCGCAGCGGCUGCUUCAUUAACGGGCCGCACAGAGGCUACGUGGGGCAGGUCCCCAGCGAGGCCUUGGAGAGCGUCCCCAUCCAGGACGCCGGCGAUCCCGGCAGCAUCCGUGCCUUCUCCGACGACCUCUGGCCGCAGGGCAACCAGGAAUUCUGUGACACGGUCGUAGAGUUCGCCAAGAACAUGCUGGAACUGGAGCAGACGGUGGAGAGGUUGAUCCUCGAGGGCCUGGGGACCCGUGACGAGAGCAUUGCCUCGCACCUCGGGUCGCUGUCCCACCUCGUCCGGAUGACGCUCUACGGGACGCCUCCGGACAAGGAGACCGGCAUCUCCCUGCGCGCGCACCGCGACGAGCACAUGACCACGGUGCUCGCGCAGCACGAGGUGGGAGGCCUCGAGGUGCAGGUCGGGGACGGGCGCUGGGUCGCCGUCCCUCCCGAACCCGGCACGCUCACCGUCAUGGCCGGCGACCAGUUCCGGGUUGUCACCAACGGGAGGGUGCCGGGGUGCGUCCACCGCGUGCGGACGCCGAGCGGCCGCGUGCGCUUCUCGGCGCUGCUCAACAGGCGGUGCAAGGGCCAGGCCGUGCUGCGCGCCAUCGACGAGCUCGUCGACGACGACCACCCCUUGAUGUACAAUCCCUGCGGCCCCGAGGAGUACAGGGCGUUCCGUUUGUCCGAGGAAGGGCGCAACUUGAGCGAUCCACUCAAGGCUUUCUGCGGUGUGGAGAGAUAGAUGGAUCAAUGGAAUACUGAAUACUCGCCCACCGGCUUGCAUAUGCCUUCUUAAUAAUACGCCUUUAAGAUCGGGUGCUUGUUGUGUAAAAACAUUUUUUUAAUUACUAGCAAAAAAAUAUGUCAGAUCCUGGAUCACGACUGAUUUUUCCUUGCUGCGAU
Panicum hallii is the source of this 1221-nucleotide messenger RNA. Its product is annotated as probable 2-oxoglutarate-dependent dioxygenase AOP1. NCBI's taxonomy places the organism in Eukaryota, Viridiplantae, Streptophyta, Magnoliopsida, Poales, Poaceae. The transcript is spliced from 3 exons. The record is from RefSeq and is a predicted model, not a curated record. Gene Ontology annotation, molecular function: dioxygenase activity. Bases 89 to 1060 code for a protein of 323 amino acids.